UCUGUUCUUGACAACUCUGCAACAUGUCAACCCGAUAGUCGACCGUUGCGCGAUGUUUCCCUCUCUUCGCGAGCUCAAUCCGCCCGUUAGCAAUCACGAAGGACCCUAUCUCAAAGCCAGACGCUUUCGCAACGUCAAACCGCCUUCGCGUCGCUCUCCGCUCUUCGACGGCCAACCGAGAAGCAACAACGGCAUACACCGUCAUCAUGCGUCGCGCUCUGCCUCAAACAAAGAGCGAAUGCUGCCUAAACGGGCGCUCGCGAGUGCUGCUAGUGACAGUGACUUGUCGAGGUGUGGCGGAGGCAGCGAGGACGGGUCGUACGAGGAGGUCGUGCCGCUGAGCAGCAACAAAUUUAGUCCUACGACGUUUUUCAAGAAAAUCGACUCGAACGUGAAGAAUAGUGAAGCUGAUGCGCUGAAGAGAAGAAAAAGGAGCAUACCAAUACACAACACGAGAACAGUGUGGAAUGCUGACGUUUUGGUUGGUAGUGAUGCCAAGGAGAUGCUUUCACCGAGCACUCAGCAGCAGCGGCUUGCUGUACAGCUGAAGCGUGUAGAAGAUGCCAAGGAGAAGAUUAUCAAGAGAGAUCUGCAGAGUCUUAGGCAGUCGAAGAAUAUUACCCUGAAUGGUGGAGAGGCGACUUUGGUCAUUAGAGAUCACAAGAAGAUGCCACCUGUUGGUUUUAUAAAAGUUUCUCCUGACAAAAUGACGCAAACCGGUAGAGACUUGUAUUUAGGAAAGAGCUUUGAAAAGUCUACUCACGACGUCACUCCACUUGUGAACUCAUCUGAAACAACAUCAAAACCGGUUGAAAAUGGAGACGACAAAGUCGACGAAGUGAAACAGACUCAAGAUGAAACGAUCAAGGUGCCUACAGCCGCGGUUGAUAAUCCAGACGAUGACAACGAUCGAGAUGAAUCAAGCACGAGGAUGCCGAAGCAGGCAAAGAAGAAGGAAAAUCUAAAGAAACGAACGACUGUCGCCGUUCGAGAGAAACGAGCGAAGGCAAGAGAAAGACGGAGAAAUCAUAUUCAGGAAGCAGAGCCAACAGGAGAGGCAUCCAACAGUGAAAAACAACAGCCCAAGUCACAACCGGUCGUGUCGUCUUCGGAGAGUGAUGCGGAUGUAAGAAAUCGAAACAGGGAAGGGAGCGUCAAGUCUGGAGACAAGAAAACUAUCGCUGCCGCACAGUUGGCUAGACAGCCACCACGACUUAGAAAGUUACUGAAGAAGAAGAUGGAGGCAGCUCAGCAGCAGGGUGACACCCAGAAUGCCGAUCCGCCCAAACCGGUCAGAGUAACCGUCCGGGAAGUUUCGGACUUGAUUGCGUUUGUGGAUCUCGAGACAAAGACUCACGUCAAGAAGUUUUUCUCUGAUUCGAAUGUCAAUCCGGACAGUAAUGUUGACUUUGCGACAUUGUCGCAGCUCUUGCCUUCCACAUUGAACGAAGACAUGUUAAAGUAUCUCAGAACGCUAUAUGACUACUUUCGGUUGUUGACAACGUGUAGUAUCAAGGAGUCUUCUGUUUUGGCAGCUGUUGCUAAGCGUCUUGGGUCUAAGAAAUCUUUACUGGGGAAAGUGAGGCUAAAGCGACCGGUUGACGAGGUCUCGCCAUUGGAUGUAAAGGAAUUUAUGGUGAAAUUUUCAUCUUACGAGCUGUGUGGACAAGUGACAUCAUCGAAACUUUUGGAACUUCUUACGUCAAGUGCACCUUCUCCUGCCAGAGUCAUUCUCUUAGAAGACAAUAUGGAAACAUAUUUAUGCAAAGAUAAUCCUCGAUUGUUACACAAACUCGACUUCUUUGCUUACCUUCCAUACCUACUAUCUUUGUAAUAUAAUUGGUCAGAGCAUGGACUUGGUGUUUACGAUCUCGUUAUUUUCUUAUUGACCAGUAAGUAGACCAGUAGUCACUAAAACAAUGACGCAGUCAUGUACUGCUAUUGUAGAGUUGAUUAUUUCGAUCAUGUACUUGUGUAUAGUUGGAAUUAUUGAUACAGUGUAUUAGUAAAUUCAGUACUGUACAAUAGAGAUGGUACUCCACAGUUUGCUUGACAGAACGCGAUCAAUCAGUUUA
Molecule: messenger RNA, 2075 nt
Organism: Corticium candelabrum
Lineage: Eukaryota; Metazoa; Porifera; Homoscleromorpha; Homosclerophorida; Plakinidae
Exons: 18
Coding region: 53-1834 (593 amino acids)
Source: RefSeq, a predicted model, not a curated record